This is a messenger RNA of Chrysemys picta bellii (western painted turtle), 1111 nucleotides long. NCBI's taxonomy places the organism in Eukaryota, Metazoa, Chordata, Testudines, Emydidae. The record is from RefSeq and is a predicted model, not a curated record.
AUGUCGGUUUUGGAGCCAGUUAUUAAGCCAGUCACUCAGCCGCCCGUCAGUGCUGUGCGAGAGACUUUCAGGUUAAACUUCACCAUCACUAACCUCUUCUACUCGUCCGAACUGAAACAACCCAAUUCAAAUCCUCACCGACUGAACAAGCUGAUGAUUGAGCAAGCGCUUGACAACAUUUUCAGAAAUAGCAGCGUCAAGAACUACUUCGCUGGCUGUUCAGUUGAAAGCUUUAGGCCCAUCUCCGGGAAAACUUACACUGGUAUUAAUGCCAUCUGCAAAUUUAUGCUGGACAGCACCUCCAGGGCCUUUCAAAGAGAAGAAGUGUAUGAGGAGUUUAAACAUCUCACCAACGGAGUCACUCAGCUGGGGGACAGCUACACGCUAGACAAGGAUAGCUUGCUUGUUAAUGAUUAUUCUCCUCUCAACACAAUGGCAGGAGAGCCUGGUAGAUCGGAGCUCCCAUUCUGGGCCAUAAUCCUCAUCUGCCUCUCGGCAUUGCUUGGCUUGAUUCUUCUCCUCCUCGUGUGUUUCUUGAUUGCCUUUUGUCUGAGAAGAAAGGAAGGCUUGUACGACGUCCAACAGAGCAUAUACGGGGUCUAUUUCCCACACCUGGACAUGAGAAAAAUGCAUUGACGAACGUAUUGCCGAGACGAACUCCUUGCACUCAGAAGUGUCUCUUCUCACUGACUCAUUCAUCCACCAAGAGAGAAAAAAUGUUUACAACUGCAGUAAAGAAUGUUCUAUUUUUCCCUUAGUAAAUUAUGAUUAGCCCGAGACACAUCUUUCCUUGUGGCCUUUAUACAGAAAACCUUUGCACUGAUCCCAGCAAUUAUUUUGUACUGUGGAAAACUGCCAGCAAUGAAGAUGUAUUGGGGAUAGAUAUUUAUUUUUUUACGCACUGUGGGAUUUUGAGCAAAUGUUAUACAUCCAAAAAAUAAAACAGAAAAUGAAGUGAACGCUAGAUGUAUGCAGUCUACAGAGCUCCUCAGUGUUAUGUAGUUUUUCUGAAGGGGGAGAUUAAAAUUAUGCUCAUUUAUGGUGUUUUAGUUACUAACUAUUGUAAAUGAACAAACCCAAGAAAAAAGCACUUUAAUUCUACUUUGUUUGU